AUGUAUCCGGCUAACUUUUCAUGCAUAGAUGGGUUUCUGACCCUAGUGAAUGGGUCACCAUUCAAUUGGACACUGGCUGGCCAACAUUCUUACCAGAUGGAUACAUGGAGUUGGCCUAGUGUGAGUGCAGGAGCGGCUGCAAAAGUCCAUGUUGAAUUUGGUGGAAGAGGACACACUCAAGAUGAUGCCGGAGAAGCAUACUACAGUAUCGACGGAACCUCGAACAAAUUCACGGUGUUGGCGCGAAAGCAAUCCGACUUUCAGCUUACCAUAUCACUAGACGGCAUGUCGACGGAGCAAAGCCCAGAGAAAUCAGACAUUCAGCUUGGAUUCCGACACGAUGCAGCAGUGAAUUGGAUUCUGUCUAGCGAUGAAGCCGGGAACUUCUGGUCCAACAGUGCAUCAUACGCGGGCUGGAUGCAGCAGAGUAUGGGAUCGCUGGCAAACCGAACACUCAGACACAUCUGCAUGCCUGGCAGCCAUGAUGCAGGCAUGACUACUUUUCAAAUAGGCACCGUCGGCGCAAAUUUUCCAAACACACAAACGCAGUACCUCAAUUUCUACCAGCAGCUCCUAGCCGGGUCGCGCUACUUUGACCUGCGGCCUGUGAUUUCCCGAGGCAAGUGGGUAGCCGGUCACUACAGCAAGGUGGGCAAUAUCUGGGUGGGCGGUAACGGCGAGGACCUCAGUACCAUUAUCCAACAAGUCAACGACUUUACGGCAAAGUACAAGGAACUCGUCAUCAUCAACAUCAGCCACUCAAUUGACACGGACAAGGACUACAAGGACCUUAGCCAAGCCCAGUGGAACGACCUCUUCACCACACUGACAAAACUCAACUACCGCUUCACCAUCAACAACCCCAGCACCACGGAUCUCUCACGGUACAAGCUCGCCGACUUCAUCACUGACCGAGCCUCUAUCCUGCUCAUCGUCGAGCUGCCUCGAGACAUCACGCUUGGCGCAUUCGCAAACCAGGGCAUCUACACCAGCGCAAACUUUCCCACGUACAACGCGUACAGCAAAACCAACAACCUAGCGACCAUGCAGCAAGACCAGCUUGCCAAACUGCGCGCUCAACGCAAAAUCGUCGGGAAUGCGGGCGCGCGAAAAGGCGUGUUUCACGUUUUUUCGUGGACGCUGACGCAGGACGUGAAUGAUGUGCUGAAUUAUGAUAGGGCAAUCAUGAACAUGGCCACCGACGCCUUUGACGCGCUCAUUAGCAACGCUUGGCCUGCCUUUACGCCGCAGAGCUUCCCCAACGUGCUGUAUGUAGAUAGUCUGGGCGUGCGCGACAAGAGCGUCGCUUUCCCCUUUCUCGAACCCAAAAAGAACUUGCCGGUUAAUGUUGAUAUUGCGGCUUUUGCGGUCGCGGUGAAUAAUGCGGUUGCGGGUAGGAAUGCGUAUGUGUUGGGUAUGUGA
Molecule: messenger RNA, 1422 nt
Organism: Exserohilum turcica Et28A
Lineage: Eukaryota; Fungi; Ascomycota; Dothideomycetes; Pleosporales; Pleosporaceae
Exons: 3
Coding region: 1-1422 (473 amino acids)
Biological process (GO): lipid metabolic process
Molecular function (GO): phosphoric diester hydrolase activity
Source: RefSeq, a predicted model, not a curated record